AAGCAAUAUGCAUUGUUGUCGUUAAGGGGUACGAAAGAGGAUUCUUUUACCAAACUUCCGGCGUAUUGUCACAACUUGGCCAAACAUAAUCCGGGUACUGUCACACAUAUUAAAACAGAUGCUGAUGAUCGGUUUGAGUUUUUGUACGUCGCACUCGGUUGCUCGGUACGAGCUUUUGUCAAUUUUUGUAAGCCGACCCUAGUAGUAGAUGGAGCUCACCUAAAGGGCGAGUUCAAAGGUACCAUGCUACUUGCAGUUACUAAGGACGGACAAAAUCAAAUAUUACCGGUUGCAUAUGGUAUAUGCAAAAAUGAGUGUACUGAUUCUUGGACAUGGUUUUUUCAAAAACUACGUGAUUACAUAGGAAAUAUGCAGGAGCUUACAAUUAUAUCUGAUAGGUCUCCAUCUAUAGCAACAUCCGUUGCCAACAUUUUUCCUCACGCUCAUCAUGGAAUAUGUGGUGUCCAUUUGUAUUUCAACAUAGUAUCUAGAUUCGGCAAGAGUAAGACGGUUAAAGGAAUUUUUUGGGAGGCGUGUAGGGCGUACACAGUUGAUGCUUUUGAUGCUGCCAUGGAUGUUAUGAAAAAGACAAAAGAACCAGUAUGGGAGUACUUAAAAAGUAUAAAUCCAGAAACCUGGUCAAGGGCACAUUUUAAAGGGAACCGAUACAAUCUUAUGUCGUCCAACAGUGCGGAGUCUAUAAAUGCAUUAUCUAGACACGCACGUAAGGUGCCAAUACUUAUGUUGAUUGAUUUUUUUCGUGCUACAAUGCAACAAUGGUGGUUUCAAAGACGUAACUUUGCAGCGGAAGCAACAACAACACUUACCCCUUGGGCGGAUGAAGUUGUAAAAGAAAACAAGAAAAAUUUUACCAAAUGGGAUGUUCGCAUGAUCUCAAAUACGAAAUGCGAGGUCAAAAAGGGGGGCACAAAAUGUGAUUGUUGAUUUUCAACAUAUGACAUGUACAUGUAGGCAUUGGCAACUUGAUGGGAUACCUUGUGGUCAUGUCAUAAGAUGUUUAACAGUGAA
This is a messenger RNA of Lactuca sativa (garden lettuce), 1029 nucleotides long. The record is from RefSeq and is a predicted model, not a curated record. Lineage: Eukaryota; Viridiplantae; Streptophyta; Magnoliopsida; Asterales; Asteraceae.